This is a messenger RNA of Suncus etruscus (white-toothed pygmy shrew), 1092 nucleotides long. RefSeq names its product Sad1 and UNC84 domain containing 3 (gene SUN3). Lineage: Eukaryota; Metazoa; Chordata; Mammalia; Eulipotyphla; Soricidae. The transcript is spliced from 10 exons. Gene Ontology annotation, cellular component: nuclear envelope; meiotic nuclear membrane microtubule tethering complex. Gene Ontology annotation, molecular function: protein-membrane adaptor activity. The record is from RefSeq and is a predicted model, not a curated record. Bases 1 to 1092 code for a protein of 363 amino acids. Gene Ontology annotation, biological process: nuclear envelope organization.
AUGAGUGGAAAAACAAGGUCAAGAAGGAGGACCAGGCUUUCAAGGGGUAGUUCUGAAGAAAGCAAUGAUAAUGCCAGCAUGAAUUCUGUGCCCCCAGAGCCUCAGGCUCAUUGUUUCAACAGGUUAAUUCAAUCAUGGAAGACUAUUCUAAGUAUUAUCCUGGUAUUAAUUUUAUUGAUUGUAUUCCUUAUAGGACUUACAAAUCACAUGUGGCUUAAAGAAACAGAAUUUCUUCAGAAACCUAGGAGCUUUUAUGCUGUAAUGGCAGAAUAUGGCUCAAGGCUUUAUAAUUACCAGGUUCGACUUAAAAUGCCAAAAGAGCAACUAGAACUGCUAAAGAAGGAGAGUCAGAUUUUGGAAAAUAACUUUCAGAAAAUUAUGGCUUUAAUUAAGCAAAUUGAUGUUCUGAAGACACUACUUAGAGAUAUGCAGAGUCCUCUACACAACUACAGCUGGAGCACUGAAGAAGAUACCAUAGAGGUUGAGGACCACACAGAGAGUAUGGAUGAGGAAAUGUUAAACUUGGUAAAUUAUGUACUUAAAAAGUUGAGAGAAGAUCAAGUGCAGAUGGCUGAUUAUGCUCUGAAGUCAGCAGGUGCCUCUAUCAUUGACACUGAGACCUCAGAAAGCUACAAAAACAAUAAGACAAAACUAUACUGGCAUGGGAUUGGGUUCUUAAAUUAUGAAAUGCCUCCAGACAUUAUUCUCCAGCCAGAUGUUCACCCUGGAAAAUGCUGGUCCUUUCCAGGCUCCCAGGGUCAUGCCCUAAUCAAGCUUGCCAAGAAGAUAAUCCCACUGGCAGUUACCAUGGAGCACAUCUCAGAGAAGGUGUCACCCUCGGGAAAUAUCUCCAGUGCACCGAAGGAAUUUUCUGUUUAUGGUAUUUCAAAACAAUGUGAAGGAGAAGACAUUUUCCUAGGUCAGUUUAUAUACAAUAAAACAGGAGCCACUGUCCAAACAUUUGAGCUCCAGUAUGAAGUUUCUGAGCCUUUAAAUUGUGUGAAAAUUAAAAUACUCAGCAACUGGGGACACCUGAAAUAUACUUGUCUCUAUAGAUUCAGGGUCCACGGUACCCCAGGAAAUCACACCUAG